CUGCCAGAGAAUUUGUAAGUUUUGGUGUGGAUGCCAAAGCUGAGUUGUGUUUGGGUACGAGAGGUAAUCUGAAAGCUCUUUCCUUUCCUUUAGACCACGUCUUCUUCUUCUUCUUCUUCUUCUUCUUCCUCCUCCUCGUCUCCGUCUUUUCACGCGACUUGUCUUUUUCUUUUUUCAUUUUGGGUUCCUCUAAUAUAUAAAUAUAAUAAUACACUAUCUUUUUUCUUUUUUUUUUCUUUUCAUUGCUCUGUCUGUUUCGCCGUUUGUUGUUCGUAUCGUAAGCUCUUUGGGUUAUGCUAAUCACACGCGAAGUUGACAUCUAGAUUCAAAACAUAGAGAUUCAUAAACUUUUUGGGUACCCAUUUCUGUUGCUCUGGUUUUAAUUUUAUUGCUCGACGUUGGCUUUUUUCUUAAUGUUGGCCGGACUUCUUCCAUGGAGGUUAGCAACCAAAGUUUCUUUCUUUAUUCCUUCUCAUGUGUGAAUAUGUAUAUACAUACGAGGGUCUAAUGUAGUAGCGUUAAAAAUGGUUUCUUUCCUAGUUUGGUUUAUAACAAGUUCUUAGCGAAACAAAUCAGGUAUCUAGCGUUUUUCGGUUUAGGGUCAUUUGUGGGUUUGAAUUUGUUUCUUCUCUUUAGCUGGUUUCGUGAUGGUACCUAAAAACGGCAGCUUUGGGUUUUCGAAAUCCUUUCAUUCAGUAUUGGUUUGUGAUGGAUUCUGAACCUGUUCUUCGUGUCGAAAUGUAUCUGCAUCCUCUUUCAAUGUUAGGGAUUUAAGAUGGAGCCAAUGCAUUCAGAUGAUGACAUGGAAGGUUUUGUCGAUGAAGCCUCCAAGCAACUGAAUUCCCCAUAUCUACGUGGAAUCAAUGGAGAGCCUGAGGUUCUUCCGCGUGUUGGAGAUCAAUACCAGGCAGAUAUCCCUGUUCUAGUCCCAGAAUUUGAUCGUUUCAAGCUCAUUAGAUGCUUUGGAUCAGAGCCUCACCCGCAGAGCCUGGUUACAUUUUGUUUGCCUAUCCCACUUAUGUGGACAAGAAGUGAGAAAUUCAAAAGUUUCCGUGAGGCCGAGAGCGAACAAGAGAACGAUGUUUCCUUGGUAAAAUCUGAACCGGCUGCCAGGAUGAAACCAAGGAGUGUUGUGCUUGCAUUGCCAUGCCAAAGAAAUGCUAAGUUCAAAUUCGUGUGGCUCGAUGAGACCCUCUAUCCAUUCCCUGGGACUAUGGGUGAAUCUUGGGAAGACGCUGAGCAGCAGAGGUUUCUUCUUGGCCUCUACUGUCUUGGGAAAAACCUUGUCUUGGUGCAGAGAAUUGUUGGGAGCAAAAAGAUGGGAGAUAUGCUCUCAUACUAUUACGGCAGAUUUUACAGGUCUAAUGAAUACCGGAGAUGGGUAGAUGGGCGCAAGUUGAGAAGUAGACGCUCUGUUCAGGGCCACAAGUUAUUGACUGGUUGGAGGCAACAAGAAUUGCUAUCUCGGAUCUCGUCUCAUGUAUCUGAGGAAUGCAAGAGUAUGUUGCUCCAGGUAUCUAAAGCAUUUAGAGAAGAUAAGAUUGCACUGGAGGAGUAUGUGUUCACUUUAAAGAAUACUGUUGGUAUCGACAUGCUUACAGAAGCUAUUGGUAUAGGUAAAGGAAAGAAAGAUCUGAGCAACUGCGCGUUAGAGCCAACCAAGUUGAAUCAUGGCAACUCUGAAGUACGAAUACGAAAUGAUCUUCCGAUUGCAGAUAUUGUCAAAUUCUUAACCGGAGAAUAUAGGAUGAGCAAAACCCGGUCCAGUGACCUCUUCUGGGAAGCUGUUUGGCCACGUUUGCUGGCAAGGGGGUGGCACUCUGAGCAGCCGAAAGAUGGUCCAAGGAAUUCUCUUGUUUUUCUCAUACCGGAAGCCAAUAAGUUUUCCAGGAGGAAGAUGUCAAAGGGGAAUCACUACUUUGAUUCUCUCACUGAUGUCUUGAACAAAGUUGCUUUAGAUCCCACGCUUCUUGAGCUCACAACUGAUGAGGAUGGAGAGAAGAAAGAAGAGGUAAUCAAGAAUGACCCGCCCAUAAAUUUAGAGGAGUUUGAUGAUUCUUCACAUGACAGCAAGAAGAAGAAGAACAACAAGAAAAGGUACCUACAGCCACGUAGCAAAACAAGUAAAAGUCAGGAGGUCACGAUGUUUACGAUUGUGGACACCAGUGAGGCGAAUGGAUGUACAUUGAAAGAGCUAAGAUCUCUGCCUGUCGAGACCGGCAAUUCAGUAGCAAACUCCCCAAGUUACUUGAGUGAAUCUGAGGAUAACCUGUCAGAAGAAUCUGAAAACAAGGCAGAGACGACGACUGCUAAAUCAAUGGCUUCAAGAGUGUGCGGUGGGGGCAGUAUUAGUUCUGGUAAGAGCAGCUCUGUGAACAUGGACAAUUCCACGAGUCGAAGCACCAUUUCGCUCUGUGAGAACCGUAGAUGCGGGAGACCAAGAAAUCCAAAGUUGUUACCCGUCUGCGCCAAAAGGAGUAGCUUGGCAGAUUGUACCGUGAGAGAAUCAGGUUGUUUUGGUAAAACUCAGUAUAGGAAAAAGAAACCAGUGAAAAACGGGACACAGAUGAGACCAAACCCAUCAGAAGCUGAUCAAAACGUAGUGUUGAUGAGGGAGGAGCAUAUCGAUCAAGAUCAAACUCUGAAACUGUCCUCAACCGAUUCCUUUGUAGAUGAUAGCUCCUGUGGAAGAAAUGAAGAUGGCCAUAUAUCACCAGAAAGAACCAGAGAAGAUUUCGACUUGAACGUUUCGCAAAUCUCACUAGAACGCGAAGAUAAUGGUACUGAUACUGUCAUCACAGACAUGGUGCACAACAGUGAGAGUUCUUGUGCCGAACAGUCAUCUGUGCCAAUGGAUGUGGAAAUGCAGUGUAAGCCACAGGAGCUGCAGGUAACCGGUGAUCUGCUUCCUGGGCGGAGGCAGAGUACAAGGACCCGACCGUUGACUACAAAGGCACUGGAAGCUUUUGCUUUCGGGUACCUUGGUAACUCGAAAAAGAAGAGAAAGGCUAAGGAGGAGUCAAGAAGCAAGUCAAGCAGAACAAAGUCUACAAAGCGCAUCCAUCGACACUCACUUGUGUCCUCUGGCUUCAGAAACGGAACUGUGGAGGAUGGUUCGAACACUGACGAGUAUGAAUAGUCUUGGCUUUGAUCUGACCUUUACAGUCUAAUUUCAUUUUACAGUUUAUAUAUCUCAAAAAUGCGUUUUAGCUUCUUCUUUUUGCUAAAAUUUAUGGGAAUGCAUGUUAACUAAUAGUGUUAGUAUUAUUUUACCUUCUUUUCCAUAGAUAAAUGGUGUGAUGAUUAUCAUUUCCAAAAGUAAGGGUUGUUAUUCAAAACUA
Molecule: messenger RNA, 3341 nt
Organism: Eutrema salsugineum
Lineage: Eukaryota; Viridiplantae; Streptophyta; Magnoliopsida; Brassicales; Brassicaceae
Exons: 3
Coding region: 776-3139 (787 amino acids)
Cellular component (GO): nucleus
Molecular function (GO): transcription corepressor activity
Source: RefSeq, a predicted model, not a curated record